This is a messenger RNA of Anolis carolinensis (green anole), 4561 nucleotides long. RefSeq names its product coiled-coil and C2 domain containing 2B (gene cc2d2b). Gene Ontology annotation, biological process: protein localization to ciliary transition zone; non-motile cilium assembly. The coding region runs from base 115 to 4344 and encodes 1409 amino acids. NCBI's taxonomy places the organism in Eukaryota, Metazoa, Chordata, Lepidosauria, Squamata, Anolidae. Gene Ontology annotation, cellular component: ciliary transition zone. The transcript is spliced from 32 exons. The record is from RefSeq and is a predicted model, not a curated record.
UUAGAUUGACUGAAGCAUUGCGUGACAGAGUGAAAGAGAAACUGAAAACUUUUAAGGUAAUGAAUAACUUCAAUUGAACUUGUAAUUUGGCAUUCAAAUGAAGCCUACAACAACAUGUAUUUGUGUUUUUUAUUAAAGGGGGACAGUUCAACCAAUUUAAAAGGUUUGCCUUCUUCUCCGUGCUUUUUGGAUUCUCUCGGAAAGAAUAAGUCAAGUUCCAGAUAUGGGAAUUUUGCCAAACAAGAAGAUUUUUUUCCUGAGAACCAGGAUGCUCCUACUGAAGAAAACCCAAACAACUAUGAAGUUCUGAGUGUUGAGAAAGAAGUUCCAUUAGAUGAAGCCUUGGCAUUUUUUACAUCAACUUUUGAAAACCACACAAAGCUGGAAGAAGUUGAUCAAAAUGUUGACCAGAAAUCAAUAAAUGGCAGUCUUCAACAUGCCUGUGACCUAAAUGAGCAAACCCCACUGCUUCGCCAAGUCAGAGAAAUAAUGCCAGAACUACUUGAAGUAAAAGCUGCUGAGUAUGAACACAGUGAUUUGAAGGAAGAACAAUGUGAUUAUCUUUUCAUACCAAGCACUCUUCCAGUUAUACACAGCUCUAAAUUACCAAAUAAUAUGUUGCCACGGAUUUUAGAAGAUGAAGGAUUUUACAUUCCAAGAAAACCUUACAUUCCUAGGAAUACAUAUCACAAAAUGGAAAAUCGUCUUCUUCAGCAAGAAGGGGGGACAGACUGGUUUGAAGAAAGUGGAGAAAUAAUAUCAUUACCUUCACCUGUAAAACAAGCUCAUCAUUGCAGAGUAUCUUUUCCUGUUGAGGCUGAUACACAGUUAAGGACAACAUAUAGGAAGGCAAUGCGUCCUGAACUGGAAAAGCGUAUUAUAACUACGACAGGAGAAGAAAGCAAGAUUUACCAACUUGAUCUUAACAUAUCCAGCAUUGUAUUCAAUCACCAUUCUCUUUUCAAUUGUGAGCAAGUGUUAGCUUCUAAACUGCUUAACAUUUACGAGUGCUUUCAAAAAAGAUGCCAGCAAAAUGUUACUCACUUGCUAUCUGAAAAGCUCAAAGCAUUAACAAGUGCCACCAAGCUGAAGGAAAGUAAUUUAAAAAUAAGCCAGCUGAGUACAAAUACAUUAAAGGAUUUCAGAUCACAAAUAAGACAUACUAAAAGGUUAUAUGAUAAAGAACGCCAAAGAGAUAGCUCUUUAAUACAAAGCAUGUUGAAGAUAUGGAAACAGAUAAAAUCUGUACGUAUACGACAAGGAUUUGUCAGUACUACAGUAAAGCUGCAGUUUCAAAGGCUGGCAAAUAUCUCUGAACUGGAUGACUCUGAAGCCAAAAUAUCUGAAGAUGAUGAAAAAGUGGAUUGCUUGGAGUCAUCUCAUGUACUUCAAACUGCAACAGAUUUUGGAGAUCAGACUGAAUCUCUUUUCAUUCCACACCUCUCAUUUGUGACAGAGAUAACAGCAACAAACAUGUGCCCCAAAAAUGAACAAAAGAGAAGAGAUAGAGUCAAGCUGGAGAAAUACCUUAUUAAAAUAUAUUACAAUAAUAAAUUGGUUUCUUCUACUCCAGAAGCUCCUCUGUGCCAGGAAUUUAAAGUAAUGUUUCAACAAAUGUUUAGAAUUCAAGUAUUAAACUGGCCUGAAUCUCUUUGCUUAGAGAUUUUUAAAUCAAGUAAAAAACCAUCUUUGUUGGCCAGAGUAUACUUGGCUGUUCCCAGUGUCUUUAUAUUAAAAAGCAAGGAUGUUUUGGAUGAGGUUGAAUUUAGCUGCGAGCAGCAAGUUUACCCUUUGGAUGGGGCAGUGGGAAGCAAUGUACCUUUUCUUCUUGAAAAUGAAACUGAAGAAUUAUGUAUUCUGACAUCAGGAAAAGUAAUUUAUUCCUUAUUUUGGGCAGUUGAUGACAAAGGAGUUCCUUUAGCACCCACCUUUCAACCUAUAUCUGUUGGCUCUACUAGUAUGUCAAGGAAUGUCAGGUCUGGCAGAGGAAUUGGAACUUGGUGGCAUUCUGAUAUACAGAAAUGUAUUGAGUGGGCAAACGAGGCCAAUAUUGAUCCAAAUGACCCUGAUUACACAGAUUUAUUUGAAUUAAUCACGUAUGCAAGAUCCCUGGAACAAAGUAAUUCCAAGUACUUUCGUCUUGAACAGCUGCAUGAAGAAUUUAACUUUGUCACUGCAGAAGAGAUUGAAAAUUGUAAACGUUUUCAGCUGUUGCAGCUGAGAAGCUUAGGACAGUUAGACUUCUACUGUUUUCAGCAAAUUCCUCUCUAUGACAGAGAGAUAUCAGACACAAUCUUCCAGCAAUAUGGAAGCCAGUUUGAAAAUGACAUGUCAAUGACAGAUGUGGAUCCUAUUUCUGCACAAAGGAAUAGCUCUGUCAACUUCAUUAGGAUGAUGAGAAAGCAAGUUAGAAAACAAAUUGUGACCAUUCGGCACAAAUAUAAUUUAUCAGAUAUUGUGAGUGAUUAUGAAGAAAUUAUAUCUAUGAGCCAAUUGAGUGAUGCAAUUUUCAAGUUAGGGGAACGCAGAAGGCAUUUGAAGCCACAAAGGAAAGAAAGACGCAAGAUUCCAGCGCAGGCUGUCUCUGAUGGAGAUGUUAAACUUCUCAUCAGAAUAUUGAGAGCAUAUAAUAUUCCUGAAAGAAAGCUGCUGGAAAUUAAGGGGACAGUCUCACAUUCUUCAUCUUACUUAUUGAAUCGUAUGUCCCGUGGCAGACAUAUUUUCUCAGGAAACUCAGCCUAUACAGCUGAUCUUCCCAGUGAGAUUUCUGUCCACCCUUUUGUAGAAGUAACUUUCCAGAACACAGUAUAUCAGACAAGUACUGCUGAUGGCUCACAUCCAUGUUGGAAUGAAGAACUUCAAGUUGAUUUCACGUCACCAGGGCAUGACUAUACUUUCUCAGGGCUGUCUAAAAUAAAAGACAACAUAAAUAUUAACAUUUUUGAUGAAUUUGUAAUUGAAAAGCAUGAGGAAGUCUGCCCGAAAACCUGCAGCGGUCAUUCCUAUGUAAGGAAGAAUUGGCUUGGAUCCGUUACAUUUCCUUUUUCUGCUCUCCUGGAACAAUCAAAGAUAUGUGGUACAUUUCAAGUAAGCACACCACCAAUUCUGCUUGGAUAUACUUGGAGUAAGACAUAUGUACCUCCUAAAGAAGAAUGCUACGGACAGAACUUGAAAGAAUAUACUUUUUUAACUAUCUUUGCCACUGUUGAACCUCAGCUAUCUUCUGCUGAAAAUAACUUACAGCCAGAUAAGCUUAUAAAUAGUGAAGAUGAAACACUAUUGCAAAGAGCAUACAUUUUUAAGCAAGCAUGUAAAAUGUUGUUUCCAAAGAGAAGAAUCAUAACUUCAGUUUUUGACAAUCAAGGAAGAAAUGUUUUAGUAACAAAGUAUAUCACUCCUCUCAAUCCACCACAAGUAUUACUUGAUAUGUAUCCCGAUGAUCCCAACUCAAUUUCUGACCUUGUAUCACGAUUUGUAUCUUUAAUUCCUUGCAUGUCAGAUACUGUGGAUGAAAAUGGUGAUGUGGAUAUUUGGAUGACAUCAGAGCACUGCAUCAAAUGGGGUAUUUGUAAUAAAGAAGAGCAUGCAGUGCUUUUGUGUAACUACCUUCUAUAUAUCGGAAAGAAAGCCUGGCUGCUUUUAGGGGCAUCUGUGCUAGAAGGGAAAGUAGCAUAUGUAGCAUCACAAGAAAAUGGAGAAUUUUUCCUUUGGAAUCCUCUCAGUGGUCAGUGCUACAAACAAUUUGAUGCAUUUUGUCCAUUGCAGAGUGUUGAUUGCUUGAUCAAUCAGGAAAAUGUCUGGUUCAACAUGCAGCAGAACAGUUCACCCAUGUGCGUCAGUUUUGACAUUUCAAAGGAAUGCUUCUGGAAGCAAAUGCUUCCAGUUAUUCCUCAGGAUUUGAAAACACAGACAGUACAGCCAAAGAAAAUACAUUAUAUCCCAACUGAUGAAAGUUUGAUAGAAGAACUACAGAACAGGAUUGAAAAGACUUUAAAAAAUAAAAUAAUGGAAUGGCGAUCCCAGCAUCCAACUCGGUGGCAUCGACAAUGUACUAAUGUCCUACGACAGCUUCUUCCAAAGCUAGAAUUUAGAAAUGGACAUACAGCUAAGGAAAAAGAGGAGAAUUAUUUGGAGACUUUUCAUGAGCACUAUUGGGUUACAGGAUUUCCUAUUCAGAUGCUGUAUCUCGAUGUACAGUCAAUAACAGAGGCAGUUUAUCAGACAGGAAUUCAUUCUUCGGAGGUUCCCAACACAGAAUUUGCUCUUGCUGUGUAUAUCCAUCCUUACCCAAAUAACAUGCUGUCUGUCUGGAUCUAUUUGGUAUCUUUGAUCCGUCAUCAGUAGUAUCAGAUCCGCUCAGGAAUCAGGAAUUUGUUGUAUCUGCUAAAUGCUUUCUCAUGGUGAAUUUUUACUCAUAUAUCACAAAAAAGGAAAAUGUUAAAGUUAUAUCUUCAGAUUCAUAUUGUCUUUAAGCAGCUAUUGCCUCUUACCUGUUCUUGACAUAUUGGUUGCAAAAACCUUGCUUGCUUGUGAAUUUAUUAAAAGGGCUAUUAUACAUAAA